This is a messenger RNA of Suillus discolor, 639 nucleotides long. RefSeq lists its product as uncharacterized. Bases 1 to 639 code for a protein of 212 amino acids. Lineage: Eukaryota; Fungi; Basidiomycota; Agaricomycetes; Boletales; Suillaceae. The transcript has 8 exons. The record is from RefSeq and is a predicted model, not a curated record.
AUGACCAUUCGCACUUAUGCUCUCUACGGUGGCAGCAAGCGCCUGCUUACUUGGUUGACAGGCAUAAUGAUUACUCUUGCGAUAGCAGUUUCUGCGGGAAGUUUUGGACAAUUUUCAGGCGAUGCGGUCAUUUUGCCUGGAGUUGGUUGCUAUGAAACUUUUACAGCAGCGACGUACGCCAUCCUCUUCACCCUUCUGUGUGCCUAUUCAAACGUUGUUUCAGAGCCGCCCGUCUUGGCGUACAAGAUUUUCAAAACUAGACGCUUUCUGCAGUUCUCUUCAGUCGCCAGGAGAAAUGUCAUUGAUAUUAUAUUUCACGAUGGUGCGAUGUAUUUUGGAGCCAUGGUGCUUGUCAACGUACUGAAUACCAUGACGUACUACGUGAGUGAACGAAUGAACAUCGAUGGAGUCACAAACCACUUACAGCUUGAUCAGUCUGCUUCAGUUGACAUUAGAGGCAGUCUUUCCACAUUGACUAGCUGCUUGUCCGUCACUCUCGUCUCUCGACUGAUGCUUAACCUCCACAAAUCUAUGGACACUGGCAUUCUCUCCAUCCCUUCCCAGGACGAAGGUCCCAGCCUCGCUGUCCUCACAACUAGGGUCAACCUACAGUCCGCGAUUUCCUCUCACCAUUGUUAG